This is a messenger RNA of Aspergillus clavatus NRRL 1, 957 nucleotides long. RefSeq lists its product as uncharacterized. Gene Ontology annotation, biological process: DNA-templated transcription. The record is from RefSeq and is a predicted model, not a curated record. The transcript is spliced from 3 exons. Gene Ontology annotation, cellular component: RNA polymerase III complex; nucleus. The coding region runs from base 1 to 957 and encodes 318 amino acids. Lineage: Eukaryota; Fungi; Ascomycota; Eurotiomycetes; Eurotiales; Aspergillaceae.
AUGGACGAUUCGGAUCCCGUCAUCGCAUCCUACGAUGUAUACCUCACCGAUUCCGAAAUCUCUCGGUUCGUUCUUCAAUAUCUCGACCGAUCAGCUGAACUCCCCUACGACGAGGGCCACGACCAAAAACCCACAUCGUUCCGCUUAAAACCGAAGACCGGGCUCGUCGAGGUCGACGUGCCCAUCCAAACGCGCGUGAACUACGAUGUCAGUAAAGGCUUGCGGUAUGGGGAUGCCGUCAAGAGAAGCCGCAGCGCGCGGGAAGGGGGCGCAUAUGGGCUGGCUGGGGGGUUCAGCUCGGGCACCUCGAGCGGUGGCAAGGUGAAGAUGGAGGGCGCUGGGGAUGUCGAAAUGGGCGGGAUGGAGGGUAAGGACGGGUCGGAUAUCUUGCGGGUGCAGACGCUGGGAGGUCGGAUUAAGGGUCCUGAGGAUGGGGAUCCGGUAUACAUGCUUGCUGCCUUCCGUGGACAAAAUUUACAUCUUUCGCCGGUUUCUGCAGUUGUUCAGAUGCAUCCGCAGCUCCACCAUGUUGACGCGUUGGAUGAGAUACCUACCAAGGGGAGGGGGAAGGCCCGGAAGGAAGGUGAGGAAGAGCAGCAGACCGAAGCUCGUGCGAUCGAUGUGAAGGUCAAGGCCGCCGAAGAUGCAGAGGCUGCCAUGGUUGCGGGCAACCUGGAACUUCUCAAGAAAAUGCAAGAUGAGAAGUGGACUUCAUAUGAAUGGGUGGAUGCAGAGACCGAAGAAGCUUGGGAAACAUACGAGGGCUAUAUGAUUCAGCAGGAUAUGGAGAAUGUCCCGCAGCUCGAGGCUGCCAUCGACAGCGAAGAUUAUCUUGACAAAAUGAGCGCACCACGUAUUGAUCCAGCUCGACCCGAGAUGACUGGUUGGGCGAUGAAGCAGAAUCGGAAGAGGCAGAAGGAGCAGUCUGGUGCCGUCGAGAAUGACACACAAGGGUAA